Perognathus longimembris pacificus (Pacific pocket mouse) is the source of this 515-nucleotide messenger RNA. RefSeq names its product vascular endothelial growth factor A (gene Vegfa). NCBI's taxonomy places the organism in Eukaryota, Metazoa, Chordata, Mammalia, Rodentia, Heteromyidae. Gene Ontology annotation, molecular function: heparin binding; vascular endothelial growth factor receptor 2 binding; vascular endothelial growth factor receptor 1 binding. Gene Ontology annotation, biological process: vascular endothelial growth factor signaling pathway; positive regulation of mast cell chemotaxis; induction of positive chemotaxis. The record is from RefSeq and is a predicted model, not a curated record.
CAGGGUGGGGGGAGAGUUGGGGUGGCCUGGGGCUCCUCCCUGCCAGAGCCCUGGCCGCCCUAUCUCCACGACCCACCCUGUUCUGUAGAACCCCUGGGGGCUAAGUGGCAGGAGCCCCGGGGGUGUCCCGUCUGGGUCUGGCUGGCUGGGUCACUCACCUCUGUGCUCUGCUUCCUCCCCUGCAGGUCAUGCGGAUCAAGCCUCACCAAAGCCAGCACACAGAGAUGAGCUUCUUACAGCACAACACCUGUGAAUGCCGGGACUGGAAAAACCAAACCAAACCAGUGUUAAAAUCAGUUCGAGGAAAGGGAAAGGGGCAAAAACGAAAGCGCAAGAAAUCCCGGUAUAAAUCCUGGAGCGUUCCCUGUGGGCCUUGCUCAGAGCGGAGAAAGCAUUUGUUUGUACAAGAUCCGCAGACGUGUAAAUGUUCCUGCAAAAACACAGACUCGCGUUGCAAGGCGAGGCAGCUUGAGUUAAACGAACGUACUUGCAGGUGUGACAAGCCCAGGCGGUGA